This is a messenger RNA of Mesorhabditis spiculigera, 1110 nucleotides long. The record is from the annotation of a GenBank genome assembly. NCBI's taxonomy places the organism in Eukaryota, Metazoa, Nematoda, Chromadorea, Rhabditida, Rhabditidae.
AUGAGGGCAGUGCUCUUCAACAAAGAGAUCAUCUACAGCGUCUCGACGAUCGUCCAAUGGGCCAGGCAACUAUUCAGAGCCCUAGAUUUCUUGCAACAACACGAAAUGGUACACCAAGACAUCAAACCGGACAAUCUCCUCCUGACCCGUCAUUUCGUGCUGAAAGUUAGUGACUUUGGGAUAAUGCGUCGACCUGGCGAUCGUGAGGUGCAAAUGGCCGGUACUCCAGGGUAUAUUGCCCCUGAACUAUCGAAAGCUGCAAUCAGCACGAUUCCGGAAGAGCACCAAUACAAAUGCGACGUGUACAGCGCCGGAAUUGUCUGUUGGGAGUUGACGAGGCGAAAAAUUACUUCCGACAAAAACUACGGCAACCGAUCGAUAAUCGCGCUCGGGACGCCGGAGGCUGAGAUCGAAGAAAGGAUCUUGUGCGCCCUCAACCCCGACUUUGAGCACCGACCGUCAGCCAGGGCCCUUCUAAAGGAAUGGGAAAACCUGGAGUUCGACUACGAAUGGCUGCCCGAACAUCGCCGCGGCCAUUCAACGCUUCUCCGGCCGAUCGGCCUCGACGGCAAUAUCGUCCCUAUGACUGCGGCCUCAGAAUUUGGCCUAGCCCCUCCCGCCGCUUCGUCCAAUUUCUCAUGGUCCUAUGGAUCGUUUGGGUCUGGAUUUGAGAGGAUCGAUAUGGAAAGUGGAGCGUAUGGGAAAUUGAUGAAUGCUUGGAUGAGGGAGUUGAUCAGGCAAUCCGAGAAGAUGGGCCAUCGACUUCACCCCGUUUACUUGACCGCUAGACAGGGCAAACAACUAUGGCUGUACGUGUCUCAACCAUUUGAGGGUCGCGAUGCAAUUUGUGAUGAUCGCUUCAAUCGGGUCUACGGUCUCGACAAAGAUGAUUUUUAUCUCGUGACUUUGAGAGAACGGAUUGACAAGAGGAUGAAGCCGGCGAUUGUUAAGGUGGAAUUCCGAGCCCUUGCUCAGAUCCUUCGCCCGAUGGCUGAACGUCUUCGUUUCCUCGUAAAAGGAGAACGCACCGACCGCUACAACGAGUUCGUGCUCGGCAUGACGGAACGAUUCUGGCAGCAGAGGAGGCCGAUCGUUUUUGAGCGCAUUAUU